Messenger RNA from Cyanidioschyzon merolae strain 10D, 888 nucleotides. RefSeq lists its product as hypothetical. Bases 1 to 888 code for a protein of 295 amino acids. NCBI's taxonomy places the organism in Eukaryota, Rhodophyta, Bangiophyceae, Cyanidiales, Cyanidiaceae. Gene Ontology annotation, cellular component: cytosol; mitochondrion. The record is from RefSeq and is a predicted model, not a curated record. Gene Ontology annotation, molecular function: peptidyl-tRNA hydrolase activity. The transcript has a single exon.
AUGACUCAGCAGUCGGGCCGGCGGCAGCAUCAGCAUCAGCAGCUGCUACCGCAGCGAGUGGCGCUUGCGAGCAGCCUCGGUAAGAGCGGACUCCACGGGUACGUCUAUGCGCUCGACGCUGCAGUUGGCAGUGUUUUGCGAUCUCGUUUGCAAGAUGAAGGUGUAUCGGAGCUCGUGUGGACUCCACAGGAACCGCCCGCGGAGCUGCGGUCCGCAGCACCUAUGCACCUGCAAUUUUCCGCGGUCUGUUCUGCUAGGCCUCUGUUGCAUACAGCAGACCCGAGCCUGCAGAUCAGUGCCUCCAAUGAAAAUCCGCGUAAUCAUCAUGUGGUUGCCCACAGCGCCGGUGUCGUCUUGCGUCCCGAAGAUUUAGAUGCCCCAAAGCUUGUGAUCGUAUGUCGAAACGACAUACCCAUGAGUGCAGGCAAGUUGGCUGCGCAGGCUGCACACGCCGCUGUUGGUGCCUAUCGCCGGCACUGCGUCGAAUCGACGGGCGAUACUGAGCAAGCUCUCGUAUGCAAUCGUUGGAAGCGUGAAGGUGAGAAAAUUGUUGUGUUGUCGACGUUCAAGCGCCCUGCUUCGGACCGCGCAUCAACUGCUGCACCAUCUGUUGCCGAGAGCGGCAGCGGCGCUCGGAUGCUAGAGGCGCUCGCGCGUGAGGCGCGCGCUUUGGGUCUCCCGCUCUUUCAAGUGGUGGACGCAGGUCACACUGAAGUACCACCACGUACAUGCACCUGUAUCGCGAUCGGGCCAGCCGCAACGGGUCGCAUCGACGCGGUAACCGGGGAUCUACAGCUCUUCACAACAGGGCGCCAACCUGAGAAGCUAGCUCGGACCGGGUCACGAAACGAGCGCCGUAACCGACAGCGUCGUCGCGGCAGCCGCUGA